AUGGACAACGAGAUCCCCCUUCCACCGCCACGGCGCAUGCGGCACCGAUCACCGCGCAAAACUGUAUCCGGCGAUCUCCCCACCUCGCUUGCGUCGUCAUUUCGCAAAGCACGCCGACUAUCGCGCUUCGAUGAUCGCUCCAGUCAGCCGUCUAGUGACCCGGCUUUGUUCUCAAGUGAUGACAUCCCUGCGUCCGGACUGGAGAACUAUAAUGCGCCGAUGACGGGGGCUGGGCGGAAGAGACGGUAUCGCGGGACGUGGUGGGGGGAGCAAGUGGCUGAUCCGAAGAGAAAGAGAGCGGAUUUUAAGGAGAAGCGCCAUGUGGAUAGUGGUGUUUGGAUGGGGAGUGAUGAGUCGGGUGCUGACUCUCUUCUUCCUUCUGAGGAUGGUCCUUGGGGGGAGGAUCUCUUGAAGACGGUGCUUGAUCCGAAGACUUCAAAGUCUACUCAGGGUCCCUCAUUGCUGCUUCCUACUGGGAAGGCCGCGCCGCCGAUCUUUCCUUUGCCUAUACUGAAGGGACCGGAGGAGUCACAGGAACACCAGUUUGCGAGGUCUGUGGUUAAUGAUUGCUUGGAAAAGGGAAAUGAUACCGUUGAUCUUGGGAACUUUAAUUUGAGACAUAUUCCAACGGGUCUCCUUCGACCUUUACAGCAUCUGACCAAGCUUCCCUCUGUGGAAGCGGCACCUUUGUCUGAGAAUGUUUACUCUUCGCUGCAGCCUUUUCUCAGCAUCUACCUUCCGGGAAAUUCCCUGACCAAACUCCAUAAUGAGUUAUUCGAACUGAGUGGCCUGAAAGUCCUCAGUGUGCGGAAUAACGAACUUCAUGAACUCCCCUACACAGUCCAGAAAUUGGCGGCAUUGGAGGUUCUGAACGUGGCCGUGAACAGACUCACUUAUCUACCAUGGGAGCUCCUACAUCUCCUCAAACACGGCGAACUGAAACAUUUCACCGCAUAUCCGAAUCCGUUCCCGUCAAUUGAAGAAGCCACCAUUGUCAAAUGGCACCGCGAGCCCGAAAAGAAGCCCAUGAAUCAAACUUACGAUGAAUACGAAUCCGAAAAAGAUGAACCUGAACAUACUAUUGAAACCCCUCGAUUCGAUACUUACGAGAGCUCCCCUCCAGCCGAUGCCUGGACUACCAUCCACGUAGCCACAGGGCCAAUAACACGACUGGACAUGGAAGGCCGUCCAAUUGAAGAAACUGCCUUAAGCAUGAUACCAUUAUCAACCCAAAUCCCCACCGCCCCCUCUUUGCGUGAAGUCGCCCUCCGAGCCAUAUGCAAACUCCCAGAUCUCGAGCACGUCACCGACGAAGAGCUAGAAGAUUUCCCUGCCCUGGUCAUCCCAUUGAUGCAGCAGGUGAAGAAGAUCCGCGCAGCAGGUGGGCAACAAUGCUCUGUAUGCCAGAAAGAGUAUAUCAUCCCUCGGAUGGAAUGGCUCGAGUGGUGGGACUGUACACCUCAUGAAAAUGGCAUGAAGCGAGCGCGAGCUUCGGAAGAGAAGCUUCGUCCUUUGCCGUUCAAGCGGUUUGGUUGUAGCUGGGGUUGUGUUCCGUGA
Penicillium odoratum is the source of this 1557-nucleotide messenger RNA. RefSeq names its product leucine-rich repeat domain-containing protein. The transcript is spliced from 2 exons. NCBI's taxonomy places the organism in Eukaryota, Fungi, Ascomycota, Eurotiomycetes, Eurotiales, Aspergillaceae. The record is from RefSeq and is a predicted model, not a curated record. The coding region runs from base 1 to 1557 and encodes 518 amino acids. Gene Ontology annotation, molecular function: protein binding.